ACUUAGGAUACAGUAGUGAAGUCUCAUGUAACUUGAAAGAUUGUAAGAUAAAAGCUGAAAGUAAUUUCAGUCUCUGACUUAGCCUCUGAAAAGUCUAGUGUCCUAAAUUGAGCUCAAGUUUAAUAUGAGCUAGAAAUAAGCCGACCUCUGUAAACGCAGAUACUUACUAUUUUUUAAAAUUGUGCAGCUUUGCUGUGACUCCAGAAUUAUUCAUUUUAAUUUCCAUGAAAUAUGCCUUUACAAGACUUGAAUAGUCAUUAGACUUAAGUAAACUCUGCUACCUAUCUUAACUUUAUUUUUUCCAUUGCUGUCUGUUCAUGAGCUUAAUAUUUGUUUCGUACUUGCCUGAUUGAUUAAGGUUCAUUUAUAACUUACGUUGCUGUGAUUUGGUUAAGAUUCUAUUGAAUUAAGAGGUAAAUUAACUGCAAGUGUCUUGCUAGUCUAGAUUCAUCAUAAGAAGGUGUGUUUCAUUAUAAGUGGAAUAUAUGUGUAGAUAAUAUAUUUAUAGCUUGAUUGUAUGUUAACUUUGUCUGUACGAUAAAUAUAUUGUAUAACCUAACGUUAAGGGGUCUGGUGUAGGGUCCAAUGAAAAGAUUAUCCUGCUGCUCCCUCCUGGCUUUUGUGAGGAAGUCAGCAUUUUCUUUUUUCCUUGACCCCUUACCUUUUCCAGAUAUUGAGGCACUCUGGGCCUGAUCCAAAACCCCAUUGAAGUUAGGGGGAAUCUUUCCAUUGGCAUUGGCUCAGGAUUUCUAUUACUUUCUACCCAAUGGGAUGGGUGACCUUCAACUUUGCAAACUAGAUGAACUUGACUGCCUUAAAGGAGUUUUGUACAUUGACUCAGUUGGAUUCAAUGGACAUUCAGAGUGCUACUUUGAAAACCCAACUGAUUCUCAAAAAUGUCAGAAGCUCCCAUUCAACUUGGAGAAUCCAUAUCCUCUCCUCUUGGUGAACAUUGGCUCAGGGGUCAGCAUCUUGGCUGUGUAUUCCAAAGACAAUUAUAAGCGGGUAACUGGGACCAGUCUUGGAGGAGGAACAUUUUUCGGUCUCUGCUGUCUUCUUACUGGCUGCUCCACCUUUGAAGAGGCUCUUGAAAUGGCAUCCCUUGGAGACAGCACGAAAGUGGAUAAACUGGUGCGGGACAUCUAUGGAGGGGAUUACGCGAGAUUUGGACUGCCAGGCUGGGCUGUAGCAUCCAGUUUUGGGAAUAUGAUGAGCAAGGAGAAGAGAGAGUCUGUCAGUAAAGAGGACCUGGCAAGAGCAACUUUAAUAACCAUCACCAAUAACAUUGGCUCCAUAGCACGGAUGUGUGCACUUAAUGAGAACAUUAAUCGGGUGGUUUUUGUUGGCAAUUUCUUGCGGAUCAAUACAAUCUCAAUGAGGCUGCUAGCAUAUGCUUUGGAUUAUUGGUCCAAGGGGCAGUUGAAAGCACUUUUCUUGGAACAUGAGGGUUAUUUUGGAGCAGUUGGUGCUUUUCUGGAGCUUUUGAAUUCAACCUGAGUCAUUACAGAUCCUGUACAUUGGACAUAAGGUGCAGGAGCUUCUACCCUAUUGGAACUCCAACAUUUAUUUAGCUUUUUUAAAGCAUCUGCUAAGUGACUAUUACAGUAAUUGUACAUGACCUAAUCAUUGCAGAAAAGAAAAGGACAAAUGAAUUUUUUGUAAACAGUUAAAAUUAAUCCUGAAUCUUAAUGUAGAUUAGUUAAUAAUAAGAAAUAUUAUUUCUGCAGUUUUUAUUAUAAUCUGCUACACGUGUUGAUAUAGUGUGGGAAGGUGCGAGAUGGAGAUAGUUUAAUGUGAGACUUGCGCUAUCGUGUUCUCAAAAGACUUCUUUUGUAAAAUGCCAAGUGUCUACAUUGUUACCUAUUUUUUAUUUCACUUGCAAUGUUAUAUGUAUGGGAUUGAAGGACUUGAAGUAUUUGUGGUAGUAUUGAAUAUUGUGGUGUUUAUAUAUGAAAAUUAUCAAAACAGAACCCAGAAAUAUAAAAACUGACCUUUUUCCGAAAGUCCUUGUUUUUGCCCUCUUCUGAAUAUUAUAGUGGCCUGUAAAAACAUCAUCCUACAAUCAGUAAUGGCUUAUUUUCUGGCAAGACACUGUUUUUUAGUCCUUACUUCUUGUUUCUCUAUUUUUGGGUCUUGCUUUCUGUAAAACUGUGUAGCAACUUCCUGCCAUCUGCACCCUGGUGACUCCUUAUAAGCUGACCAGAAACUUCUCUGAAUGUGAAGGUCAAACCCUUAUAAUAUAGUCUUAGCGACAUGCAGCAGAUAUCUCACUUGAAAUCCACUAAGAGUAAAUUUAAGAAUAUUUAUAACUAGUGUGUGUGAUUUUUUUUUUUAAAGAAUUGUAUGUAACUUUACAAAAAAUUGUAAUAAUGCUAUUCCUGAUGUACUCAGGCUAUUCUGUAUAACUUAAUAUUCUGUAGAUGUUUGUUGUCAGCUAUAGUUAAUAAUAUAAUCCAGACUCAGGAGGAAAAUCAAUCUUCUUUCCACAUCA
Messenger RNA from Dermochelys coriacea (leatherback sea turtle), 2491 nucleotides. RefSeq names its product pantothenate kinase 2 (gene PANK2). Gene Ontology annotation, molecular function: pantothenate kinase activity; ATP binding. Bases 772 to 1497 code for a protein of 241 amino acids. Gene Ontology annotation, cellular component: cytosol; nucleus. The transcript has 6 exons. Gene Ontology annotation, biological process: coenzyme A biosynthetic process. The record is from RefSeq and is a predicted model, not a curated record. NCBI's taxonomy places the organism in Eukaryota, Metazoa, Chordata, Testudines, Dermochelyidae.